AUGGAAGCACAUAAGAAUGAAACUGAACCUUUUAAAUUCACCGGCAUCGAAAGGGUGGAGUGUGCUAGCGACGGAUGGAACAAGGACGAAAUUCUGCUAAGGAAAGAAACUAGGUGGAUUCUACCCAUAGAUGCAAUGGGCUGCCUCUAUUCCAUAUCUGAUGAGGGGAGUAAAUCAGUACAUCUUAUGGUGUUCCCCAGGCCAAAUCUACAAGGAUUCAUACAUUCUCUGAUUUUUCUCUUUGCCAUUGAUAAUAUUAACAAGAAUCCUGGCAUCUUACCCAAUAUUACCCUGGGAUAUAAUGUUUAUGACUCAUGCGUAGAUGUAAGAUUGGCAGCACAACGUGUUUUAUAUCUUCUAUCCGGUCCGGGGAAGAUGAUACCGAAUUACUCCUGUAGUAGCCAUGGUCAGCUGGCUGGUAUCAUUGGAGAUCGCCAGUCGUCUACCACUAUCUCAGCAGCACAAAUCCUUGGACUAUAUGGAUAUCCUCAGAUCAGCUAUGGAGCCACCGACCACUCACUAUCUGAUAGACGCCUCUAUCCACAUGUUUUCCGCACAGUCCAAAGUCACCACGUCCACAAUAUGGUAAUAACCAAACUAUUGAAGCACUUUGGCUGGACCUGGGUUGGGAUUUUAGUAUCGGAUGAUGAUGCCGGAGAGAAUGAGCUACAGGUACUAACAAAGUACAUGAGAGAGCACGGGAUCUGUGUCGCCUUUACCAUAAUACUUACGAAGAAAAAUUACGAUGAUGAUGAAUAUGAACGAAUUUCACGUUCAUUAAAUGAUCCACAAGUUCGUGUCAUUAUAAUGUGUGGAACCUAUUCUAGUCAUUUUAUAAAUUUAAUGACAAAAUAUAGACCUUUUCUUUUGGACAAAAUUCUUGUCUUUCCACCAUCUUGGGCUUUUAGCGAGAUCAUUACAGAUCACCAGUUACCACCAUUGAAUGGAAGUCUAGCUGUGGACUUUUUAUCACAACUUUUUUGGGGACAGGAAAAAUUUGUAAAGAACUAUAGAAAAAUUCCCAAAAUAUUCCAUGAGAACUAUUUUUGGACACAUUUAGAUUUAAUAGCAGGAAAAAAAGAUAACGAUUCCUUUGUUUCCUUCAAAAUAUCAAAUAACAGCAUAAUGUCUACUUUACCAAGCCUGAGGACUUACCUCUCAUCUGGCAUCUCUCCAAGAUUGUAUUAUGCUGUAGAAAUCCUGGCAAAAUCUCUACAUGAAAUGUUGUUAUAUAUAAAAGACAAAUAUCCAGAAAAUCCAAUAACUGGACUUAUACAACACAGUCGGAAGUUAAAGAGCUACAUACAGAGGAUGAAGAGUUCACGGGAUCCAAUGAGACCUUCAUAUUACUUUACUGACCAAGGAGAAGCCGUACAUCCAUAUAAGAUAAUGAACUGGAUAUUUAUAGAUAAGACCACACAUAUGGAUGUACGAAUGGUUGAAGUAGGGAAUUAUACCCCAUGGACGAUCAGUGGUCAAGAGCUUUACAUGAAUCCCCAGUCUAUAACAUGGGGAUACGCAAAGGAGGUAUUCCUGUCUCCACCUCUUCCAGAAAAUGUCUGCAAGACUUUGAACUUGUUUCCAUUGCUUGGUGUAAAAGUCCUUGAGCGAAUUGUGUCGAGAAAUCUCUUCCUUUUUCAGAAGGCCUUGGAUUUCUUCUUUAAAGACUUCCUGCUGGAUGCAUCUGAUGAUCGUGACCUUGGCUUGUUCACAGUGGUCGUUGCUAUGCUGAGCAGUAUUGACUGUUGGUACAUGGGCAAAGACAAGAUGUCCGACCAUUCUGUAACAGAUGUGUUCUGUAGACAUUCACCUUUUCUGGACGCCAUUGCACAAGCUGCCUCUGCUUUCGCUCUUGCCUCAGUUGCUAUGGUGCUAGCGGAUGACAGGCUGGUGGUGCUUGAGUGUCUAGAACUAUGGUGUUUAAAUCUUGAUGCAUCGGCGCUAACCGAAAUCCCACUAUCCCGCUGCUCAGACCCAUGUUUACCUGGAAGCCGGAAAAAGGCGGGAAAAUCAAUCUAUACCUGCUGCUAUGACUGCGUCCCAUGUUCAGAAGGAGAGAUCUCUAAUAUAACUGAUUCAGAAAACUGCAUGAAAUGCCCAAGUGAUGAAUGGCCAAAUGAAAAGAGAGACCGAUGCCUGCCCAAAGUCAUGGAUUUCAUCUCUUACCAAAAUGACACAAUGGCUUCUGUAUUCUCCUGUGUCUCCAUCUUUGGAUGUCUUGUGACUGGCUCCCUAUUUGGAAUAUUUAUCUCCUACCGGGACACUCCUAUUGUUAGAGCUAAUAACCGGAACCUGAGUUAUCUCCUCCUGGUCUCCCUCCUCCUCACCUUCCUCUCUGUCUUCUUGUUUCUUGGUCGUCCCAGUGAUGUCACUUGUAGAUUACGUGAAACCAGUUUUGGAAUCUUCUUCUCAGUAGCCAUCUCUUCACUUCUCGCCAAGACUGUUAUGGUUUGUGUUGCUUUUAAGUCCACCAAGCCUGGAAGCCCCUGGAGAAUAUGGCUGAGUGUGAGGUUGCCCUAUACCAUAGUGUUGUUGUGUUCAUCCUUCCAAGUUGUACUCUGUGUUAUCUGGUUGUCUAUCUCUCCCCCAUUCCAGGACCUGGACACUCAGUCUUAUCUUGGGAAGAUCGUCAUUCAGUGUAAUACAGGUUCAGAUAUCUGGUUCUACUCUGUGUUGGGUUAUCUGGGGUUCCUGGCAGCGGUGAGCUUUGUUCUGGCUUUCAUGGUGAGGACAUUACCGGACACUUUCAAUGAGGCCAAGUACAUCACCUUCAGCAUGCUGCUGUUCUGCAGUGUCUGGAUCGCUAUGAUCUCAGCUUAUCUGAGCACCACAGGGAAAUCCAUGGUGGCUGUGGAGAUCUUUGCAGUGAUGGUGUCCAGUGCUGGACUUUUAGGGUGUGUAUUUUUCCCAAAAUGUUUUAUAAUUUUAUUUAAAUCUCAAAUGAAUAGAAAAACUGACCUGCUGGGGAAAAGGAAGGAAUGA
Hyla sarda is the source of this 2982-nucleotide messenger RNA. Its product is annotated as vomeronasal type-2 receptor 26-like. Gene Ontology annotation, cellular component: membrane. The record is from RefSeq and is a predicted model, not a curated record. The transcript has 9 exons. Gene Ontology annotation, molecular function: G protein-coupled receptor activity. Gene Ontology annotation, biological process: G protein-coupled receptor signaling pathway. NCBI's taxonomy places the organism in Eukaryota, Metazoa, Chordata, Amphibia, Anura, Hylidae. Bases 1 to 2982 code for a protein of 993 amino acids.